Paraglomus brasilianum is the source of this 1203-nucleotide messenger RNA. The record is from the annotation of a GenBank genome assembly. Lineage: Eukaryota; Fungi; Glomeromycota; Glomeromycetes; Paraglomerales; Paraglomeraceae.
AUGUCUGUGAGAAUUUUCGCUUCUCGAGCAACAAAGGUCGGAAGAACUUUGUUAUUUAAGCGUGGCUAUGUCUCUGCUACCACAGAUCAGCCAUUGAAGAAGACAUGUUUGUAUGAUUUCCACGUUAAAAAUGGUGGUAAAAUGGUUCCCUUUGCCGGAUAUUUGAUGCCUGUUCAAUAUGCAAAUACGGGUGUACUGGCUUCACAUUUGCAUACGCGGGAGAACUCUUCAUUAUUUGAUGUGUCACAUAUGCUUCAAACAAGGUUGACAGGCAAAGAUAGAAUUGCGUUUCUUGAAAAAGUCAUCGUAGCCGAUGUGCAAAACCUUCCAUCUGGAAAAUCAACACUUUCAGUGUUCACUAAUGAGAACGGAGGCAUUAUCGAUGACACCGUUAUAUGCAAACAUGACGAUCACAUAUAUAUAGUCUCCAAUGCCGCUUGCGCCGAGAAGGAUUUAGCACACAUGCGCACAGAAUUGGAUAAGUUUAAGAAGAGCGGUGGUGAUGCCGAGCUGGAUGUCAUUACAGACCAUGGACUAUUGGCAUUACAGGGUCCCAAAUCAGCAGAAGUGCUUCAGAACAUCUUGAAUCAAGAUCUAAGUGAUUUUAAAUUCAUGAAUGGCCGAUUUAUUAAAAUAAAAGGCAUUGAAUGUCAUGUGGCACGGUCUGGAUAUACUGGUGAAGAUGGAUUUGAGAUCGCCGUGCCUGCGCCAGAGGCAGCACAUCUCUCAGAAAUACUUUUAUCAAACCCUGUAGUCCAAUUGGCAGGGCUUGGCGCAAGAGAUAGUUUGAGAUUGGAAGCCGGGUUAUGCCUAUACGGUCACGAUUUGGAUGACACUACUACGCCAGUUGAGGCUGGAUUGACAUGGACAAUUGGCAAGCGACGGAGGGAAGAGGGAGGUUUUAUCGGAGCAGAAAAGAUACUUCCUCAAAUAAAGGAUGGUGUCGCGCGUCGUCGUGUUGGACUUGUUGUAGAAGGCGCUCCGGCAAGAGAAAACGCGGAAAUGCUAAGUGAGUCUGGUGAAACAAUCGGAAAAAUAACAAGUGGCGGUCCAUCUCCAAGUCUUAAGAAAAAUAUAGCAAUGGGAUAUGUCAAGUCAGGUUAUCACGAGCAAGGCACGAACUUACAAGUGAAAGUGCGCAAUCGGCUUCAGAAGGCAAGCGUUGUCAAAAUGCCUUUUGUGCCUGCUAGAUAUCAUAAAUGA